Molecule: messenger RNA, 4296 nt
Organism: Sorex fumeus (smoky shrew)
Lineage: Eukaryota; Metazoa; Chordata; Mammalia; Eulipotyphla; Soricidae
Gene: CAST
Product: calpastatin
Exons: 31
Coding region: 84-2348 (754 amino acids)
Cellular component (GO): cytoplasm
Molecular function (GO): calcium-dependent cysteine-type endopeptidase inhibitor activity
Source: RefSeq, a predicted model, not a curated record
GCGAGCCCCGCGCCCUUCGCACCGCGCGCCGUGUUGUCGCAGGGUCCCCGGCCGGACGACUUCGGAGCACCCCGGCAGUCGCCAUGGCUUUCGCGAGCUGGUGGUACAAGACGCAUGUCAAUGAAAAAAACAAUGGAUUGUCUUCCAAACCGGGAGAGAAGAAAAGCACCGAUGAGAAAAGAGCAACAAGCUUUGGAAGCAGUCAGCCCUCCAGAGGCCAUGCUGGUGCCGCCCCAGGUCCCAGGGUGUCAUCUUCCUCUGCCGCCACCAGCCGGUUCUCCAGCAUGAAUUCCACAGAACCCAAGACUGUAAAGACAGAACCCGAGAAGAAGUCACAGUCAACAAAGCCAUCUGCACUUCGUGAGAAAAAGGCCAAAGAAACAGAAACGAAGGAACACAAGGAGCCCGAGCAUGCAGCAGCAGCCGGCGACCAGCGGGCCCCUAGUGGACACGCAGCGUCCAGCUCAAGUGAGCAGCCGCCGCCGCCGGAGAAAUCUGCAAAACCAAAGGUGAAACCCCAGGAUGCCCCGACUGCGGGGAAACAGAGUGCGGUCGCGGCUGUGUCUGCAUCCAGCAGAACCGAUGAUAAGAAAAAAGAAAACAAAUCAUCGGCAUCGGCUGUGCCCGCUGAAUCAGCACCAGGCGAACCAUCUGGGAAGUCAGGCAUGGAUGCUGCUCUGGAUGACCUCAUAGACACUUUGGGGACGCCUGAGGGAGUCACUGAAGACGACUCCGCGUACACGGGACCCGAAGUUUCAGAUCCAAUGACUUCGAAGUACAUAGAGGAAUUGGGUAAAAGAGAAGUCACAAUACCUCCAAAGUAUAGGGAGCUUUUGGCUAAAACAGAAGGGGUGGCGGGCCCUCCUGCAGACGCCGCGGCACCAGUGGGGCCUGACGAGGCCAUUGACGCGCUGUCCUCUGAUUUCACCUGCAGUCCUGCCGCUGGUGGCCAGGAGGAGAAACCCUCCGGAGAGGUGUUAAAGGCUCAGUCUGCCAAGGUGAUCCGAAGUGCCGCUCCUCCCCACGAGAAGAAGAGGAAGGUGGAGAAGGAGGCCAUGAGCGACCAGGCCCUGGACGCACUCUCAGAGUCUCUGGGCAGCCGCGAGCCGGACCCCGAGCUGGACCUCAGCUCCCUGCGGGAGGUGGCCGAGGCAAAAGCCAAAGAGGAGAAAGUGAAGAAGUGCGGGGAGGAGGAUGAAACCGUCCCAUCCGAGUACAGGCUGAGAGCAGCCACGGAUAAAGAUGGAAAACCACUAUUGCCAAAGCCGGAGGAAAAAUCCAAGCCACUCAGUGAAUCAGAACUCAUCGAUGAACUCUCUGCAGAUUUUGAUUCAUCCAAACGGAAAGAAGAAAAACAGAAGCCAAUUGAAAAAACAAAAGAACCUCGGGCCAGCGCCCCCAAACCAGUGGUGGAGACGGUGCCACGGGCCUCUCUCUGCAGUAUCCAGGCGGCCCCCGCCAAGCCGGCGCCCGCGAAGGCCGGGAUGUCCGACGAAGCUGUGGAUGCCCUGGCGGGGAGCCUGAGCAGGAGGGAGGAGGACCCCGAAGAGAGCCAGCCUGCCGAGGACCGCGUCCAGGAGAAAGCCGAGGAGGAGGAUCGCGAGAAGCUUGGUGAGAAGGAAGAGACAAUCCCUCCGGACUACAGGCUUGAAGAGGUCACGGACGAGCCUGGAAAACCCGCCCCGCGCCCUGCGUCCCGAGACCCGCUCUCCCCCAUGAGUGAUGAUUUCCUCCUGGACGCCCUGUCUAAAGACUUUGAUGGCUCUGCCACCAGUGCGCCUCUCAAAUUGGAUGAAGGAAAACUUUCUGCUGCUGUCUCCGAAGUGGUUUCCCAGAGCUCGGCGUCCGCCACGCAUACGGCAGGCCCGCCCCCACCCGCUCCGCAGCCUGACAACAAAGCACUUGACGAUGCCCUGGAUCAACUUUCUGACAGUCUAGGGAAAAGGCAGCCGGAUCCAGAUGACGGCAAGCCCAUGGAGGACAAAGUCAAGGAAAAAGCCAAAGCUGAACAUAGAGACAAACUGGGAGAAAGAGAUGACACCAUUCCCCCGGAGUACAGACACCUCUUAGAUAACGAUGAUAAGAGCAAACCAGCGAAGCCCUCUCCGAAGAAGUCCCCGGCAUCCAAGAAACCGACCAGUGAUCAAGACGCCAUCGACGCCCUCUCGGGGGACUUCGACAACUGUCCCACCACUGCCCAGACCUCUGAGAACACAGCAGCUAAGGACAAAGACAAGAAGGCUGCCUCCCACUCCAAAGCCCCCAAGCACGGGGGCAAGGCGAAGAGCUCUGCCAAGAACAAGGAAGAAACUCCCAAGCCCAAAGCUGAUGACAAAAAUACAAGUUAAAGUCGACACUAUUUGGGACUCGGCACAUAAAAUCUUCAGCUGGUGGAUGGUGACUUGAAGAACAAAAGACUUUGACAACAGAACAUUUUCCGGGGCGGCUUUGAGACAGUGAUAUUUGUUGAGACUUUUGGCAUCGUAAACAUUGAUAUUUUUUUUUUCCUGAAAAGGAAAAAAAAAGUGUCUGGUUCACCUGUGUUACAUUGAGUAUUGAUAAACUGAAUUUUUAAAAAUUGCCUUCAGUUAGAAAGAAUUUUAUAUUUUUAAGAGAUAUAUUUGCUAUAGUUUCUUAAGGCAACUCCAGAAACCAAAGCUAAAAUCUUUGCAAACUUUUGCACAUUCUCCACACAGUGCCUGUCCAUCUCCCGUGGGUUUCGGUUUCUCUUCCCUGUGGUUGGCAGUCCCAAAGCAAUGCUUCAGACCUUGUUCAGUGUUCUGAGUUCUCAUCACCCCUUUCCUCUUGGGCUUUUGAACUGUAUAUAAUAUUUUCUUUGGGUGAAUGUUUAUAAGUCAAGCAAAACAUUGUAUAUCGGGCACAUAUCUCCCCUCGGGCUGCUAAUAAUAAACAUAUCUACUCCCUGGGCACGCCAGCAAGCUCGCCCUCUCCUGCUUGCCGUCUUCUUUGUUAGAGGUUGGGACUCUCUUGCACCUUAGAGACAGCACAGAACAUCCAGAGACUUGAAUCAAGUCAGGAGAAGAGCAAAAUGCAGAAGACGGUCACUGCAGAGAAAUCCCAGAAAGAAGCUAAAACAUCUAAUUCUCGGAAUAUUCAGAUGCUUGAACUCCCUUGGUCCAUACCAUUAUUGGGUUGGACUUCCUGUUUUCUAGACAUAAAACCUGCUACAUACUUGUUUACAGACAUUGCCACUUGAGUCUUUGCACUGCAGAGCACCUGUCUGCCUUUACGGGAAACAGCUUUGCCUAAUAUGAAAACAAUUUGCACUUUGACAAAUCAACCUAUAUCGGAAAUGUAGAACUGCUUUACCCUCACACCACAGUUUAAAGCCUGGACUUUUAACGUACUCCUUUUGACUAAUUUCUCUGAAGUUUGGUCUCAAGAAGUUCCCUUGCAACACCAGGCAUAUGGGCUGGGAGAAGGCUUCUGGGGGCACAGACUUGGGAGUGGAGGAGCCCCGGGCUUGAUUCUGGGCACCACCGGGAACACCCCUGGGAGCAGCCCCUGAGUUGAGCACGGCCCCCAAAUAAACAUAACAAAAGUCAUGGGCAUACCUAAGAGGUUACUUAAAGCACUUAACCCACUUUGAACCUCUUGCCCAUCAGAGAUGUAGGCUCGCUGUUACUAUAAAUCCGUCAACUCUCAGUGUUAGUGUGACCUAACAGAACUUCUCAAGGCAUUAAGAAAAGAUGCUUUUGCUAAGAGAUUGUAUCUAGUCAUCUACUUUUUCCAUUUGAGUGGCAUAAAGUUGUUUGAUUGGUGAAUAUAAUUGAACUCUUUGAUACUGUGGGUUGAGUUUGCAGGGAUAUGGUGACAGUAUUGAUGGUUUGCUUACCUAGAUCAAUGUAUUUUUAAGUGACAAUAUUAAAAUUGAGAAACACAAGACAUACCUAUGAAAGUACAAAAUUUGUACUUUGACACUUAUUUAAGGUACUUUGACAUUUAUUUAAGGUACUUUGUAAAUGCCUUAUUAGAAAUGUCACUAAGACAUACAUUGUGUUUGCCCAUAAUGAGAGAUGAUGUGAGUACAUGAUCUAUAUUAGUCCUUUUUUACCCAUAUAGUUAGAAAUAGAUGAUUGCAGGUAAAUGCUUAGAGGGAACUAAUUUUCUAUUACCAGAAAGGUUUCUGUACCUCGUGUGGCAAUGCUGUGUCUUCUGAGAAAACAGGCUUCUCUAACGUAAAGGAAGAUGGGUUCCUCAGGUGAUCCAAACUAUGACUAUCUCCAUGUUUUAUUAAUCAAAAUAUAAAAUACAAUUAAAUAAAAAUAUUUUACA